UUGAUUUGUCCUCUCGUCCAAUAAGAAAGGCCAAAUUAAAUUUUAAUUGUAUUUAAUACCCACUAUUAAUUACAAAAACGUAUUUUUUAAUACUUGUAACGUUUUCGUAUCAAAAUGGAUCAUUCGGAAAGAAAUAUUUUUCAAGUAAAACAAGAACCACCGGAAAACGACGAUGCGACACCACUGCAGAACUACCAACCUACGUUUCCAGCAAAUGUCCGACUGCUGGACCAAUUCUGUCGUCUAUGCUUGCGCCAACGUCCGGACCUGCUUCCGCUGCUCUCUCGCAUCCAAGACAUCUCAGUUCCGGAAAUGUUCCGUGUGAUUACCGGUCUGGAAGUGACUCUCGAAGACACCUUUCCCCUCAAAACAUGCCGCACUUGUAUGACUAUGUUAGAUUACGCAUUCGGCAUCCGACGGAAUUUCACGGAAAGCUACCGAAUCCUGAAGACGUUUGCCUUAUCGAAAACCCGGCCCCUGAUAGAUAAUUUGAGCAAUUACCAAAAUGGAGCGCGAGCGACGAGUGAAACGCUUGCCGAGAAGAUGCUCCGGGGGUGCCGCGAUCUUGCGGAUCGAAGAAUGUCUGUAGAACCGGACAAGACCGUACCCAAGCUGUUGCCAUGCGUCAGCAUUCCUUUGCCAAAGGAGACAGCCAAGCCUCCAGUUCAGAUCAAACAAGAACCGGAGCUCAUUUUGGAACCGGAAGAACUUCCUCAUCCCGCAGUUACCGUAACAGAAGCGAUAAUGGAUAAUGUUGAAUCGCCGAUGAAGAAGUCUGUGAAGAAGCGUAAAAUUGCGGUUACAUCCAACUCCGAAAAGCGACAGAAAAAUCGCUACGACUUCAAAACCAAACGGAGCAAGCUCGAUCCGAACAAGUGCUACAUCUGUGACCAAGUUUGUGAAGACGCCAAAGACCUCCAAGUUCAUCUCCCGCUACAUGUGGAUAUGAUUCCCUACCAGUGUGGCGAAUGUACAAAGGAAAAUGGCCAGCUACUAAAAGUCACAUCGUUGAUUCUGCUGCACAAGCACUUUCGGAUGCAUGCCAGUGCCAUCAAAUGCCCCAAGUGCCCAUACCGAAUGUGCACCAUGGCGGCCCUGUACGGACACAUGCAGAUCUACCACGGACAGAAUACCCAGACGGAGUACACGUGCGAGUUAUGCGGGGUCAAGUUGGUGAACAAGACCACCUUGGACAGGCAUAUGCGCUUUCAUAAGGCCUUGGACGAAGGACGGUACACGUGUUCGUACUGUGAUAGAAAAUUCGCCACCAAACCGCACCUAACUCGUCACGAACGGUGCCAUACCAAUGAGCGGCCGUAUCAGUGCAAAUUUUGCACCAAGAGCUAUAAAACACAGAGCGUUAUGAUUCGGCACGAGCGGACCCAUACGGGCGAAAAGGGCUUCCAUUGUGACGUCUGUGAUAAGAGCUAUCGACUGCGAACUUCACUGAACAAACACUUUUCCAAAAUCCAUACAAAAUCCAAAGAAGCGGACGGUCCCGUUCUGACCUGCGACCUCGAAGGAUGCGAUUUCAGUACUACGAAGAAGGUCAAAUACUACCAGCACAAGGCGAAACACGAAUUGAAGUUUCAAUGCUCACAGUGCUCGCAGCGGUUUCCGAAUGGCCAACGGCUGAAAGUGCACCAGUACGUUCACACGGGAAUAAAGAACUUCCACUGCGAGCAGUGCGACAAAAGCUUCCGAUCCAAGCUAAGCUUGGACGAACACGUGGCAGGGCACAAUAACGAGCGGCCGUAUUCUUGCGAAACCUGUGGAAUGACCUUCGUUCGCGAGCGAACUUUAAAACAGCACCGAUUGAAACAUUCCACUCAGUUAUCUUUUGAGUGCCGACAUUGCGGCAUGAAAUUCAGAUACCGCGCCGAUCAGUCCCGGCACGAGAGGACCCAUAUGGAAGCUGCUAUGAAGCUGAUCGAUUCGAAGACAGAUAUUCGUGGAGAAGCCGUUACCGUAAAAGAGGAAACCAUUGACUGAAAAUAAGUAAAGCUCCAAUAACUUGGUAAC
Messenger RNA from Ochlerotatus camptorhynchus, 2022 nucleotides. RefSeq names its product zinc finger protein ZFP2-like. Bases 115 to 1992 code for a protein of 625 amino acids. Gene Ontology annotation, biological process: regulation of transcription by RNA polymerase II. The transcript is spliced from 4 exons. Gene Ontology annotation, molecular function: DNA-binding transcription factor activity, RNA polymerase II-specific; zinc ion binding; sequence-specific DNA binding. Gene Ontology annotation, cellular component: nucleus. Lineage: Eukaryota; Metazoa; Arthropoda; Insecta; Diptera; Culicidae. The record is from RefSeq and is a predicted model, not a curated record.